GGCGGUCAUUGGGCGUUGUGAUCUCGCCGCGAUUCCGCGGCCCUGCAGCCGCCGCCGCCGCCAGCGGAGCGCACCGGGCUGGCCGGGCGAGUGGCCAUGGCGGGCGCCGAGGACGGGCCGGGCCAGCAGCCGGAGCUCGACGAGGACGAGGCGGCGUAUUGCCGGCGCUGGGGCGCGCAGCACGCCGGGGCCCGCGAGCUGGCUGCGCUCUACUCGCCAGGCAAGCGCUUCCAGGAGUGGUGCUGUGUGGUCCUGUGCUUCAGCCUCAUUGCCCACAACUCGGUCCACCUCCUGCUGCUGGCCCGCUGGGAACACAUGCCCCUCGUCAUGCUGGGUGUUGUUGCAGGGGCUCUCAUUGCCGACUUCUUGUCUGGCCUGGUGCACUGGGGUGCCGACACGUGGGGCUCCGUGGAGCUGCCCAUUGUGGGGAAGGCUUUCAUUCGGCCAUUUCGGGAGCACCACAUCGACCCAACGGCUAUCACGCGCCACGACUUCAUCGAGACCAAUGGGGACAACUGCCUGGUGACACUGCUGCCACUGCUAAACAUGGCCUACAAGUUCUGCACCCAGAGUCCUGAAGCCCUGGAGCAGCUGUACCCCUGGGAGUGCUUCGUCUUCUGCCUGAUGAUCUUUGGCACCUUCACCAACCAGAUCCACAAGUGGUCGCACACGUACUUCGGGCUGCCACGCUGGGUCACCCUCCUGCAGGACUGGCAUGUCAUCCUGCCACGUAAACACCAUCGCAUCCACCACGUCUCGCCCCAUGAGACCUACUUCUGCAUCACCACAGGCUGGCUCAACUACCCUCUGGAGAAGAUAGGCUUCUGGCGACGCCUGGAGGACAUCAUCCAGGCCCUGACGGGCGAGAAGCCUCGGGCAGAUGACAUGAAAUGGGCCCAGAAGAUCAAAUAACUUCUCCAAGCCUGCCACCUGGUUGCCAACCUUCCCUAGCCCCCAAACCGAAGCCAUCUGCCAAAUUCCAGUCUCUUUGAGCUGGCCCCUCCAGGUGGAGAGGACAUCUCCUGGGCUGGGCCCAGGCAACCCCAGCCCACCCUUCGUGACACAGAAUACUUGAGCCACUGAUUUAUCAUUUCCUUUUUUCGUUUUCUUUCCUUGGCCCCUCCCUAGCCACCUGAGCUGCUGUCUGCCAAGCCUGACUCUGCAGAAAAGGGAGCCCUGCCCUGCCAGCCAUCCCUCGGAUAGAGAGGUGGCCCACGAACUCCCUAUACUCUGCCCCAUGCCCUGCUGGGCAGCCCUUCAGUGUGGCUGGCUUUGGGGCCACUAAGUUGCCUCUGUCUGUCUCUCCUUGUCUGGCCCCAGUGGUCAGGGAGCCGCCAGGCACACCUAAGUGUCCCUGGAGCACUGUCCGCCAUGGCAAACUGAUCCUGGAGGCCUGGGUCGGUGGACAGCCCCAACCACCACCUCCAGCCUAGCCUGUCCACCCAAAAAUGGCAAAGCUCAGCAAGGGCCGGAAGGCAGCCUUCCAGGAGAAGCCGGAAUCUCUGGCCCAAGUCCAGACCCCUUCUCCGCUGCCCCCACCCCCAUCUGCCCACAUGAUUCUAGCCAGAGCUGAUAUUUCCAAUACAAGGAUGUCUUCACAGGGCACAGUCCCUGCAAAGGGUCCUGGUCAUUUGGAAGGGGACACAGUAUCCCCUCUGGCCAGAGUAUGUCAGAGAAGGAAGAGUGGGGCUUUUUUGGUUUUUUUGUUUUUUUUUUUAAAGGUGCUUGCUUGUUUAAUGUAAAUAAUAGAAAGCCUUAAUAUCUUUUCUGUAACACGGAGUAAUAUUUUAAUGUCAUGUUUUGGAUGCACAUAAUAUAUUUAUAACAAAGCAGCAAGAGUCUUACUUAACCUUAGCUGCCUCAUGAUGUUUCCUGGUUGGCUGGGCUGGGGUGGGCGCGGUGUUUAGGAGCCAGAGGGAGCCAGGCCUCACUCCCUCCCCAUUCCUAGCUCCCCCCAACCCAGGCCUCAGGAUGGGGGUUUGUCAUCUGACAGUGAAAUAAUGCUGACAUCUGCUCCAAGCCCUUUUGGAGGGGACCCCCAUUUGGUGCGGAGUGGCCUUCCAUGUCUUCAUGAUGGUAAAGGAAUGAUGGCUGAUCCCUAUUUGUGAAUUCCUUCAGCAGAUGUUUAUUGACACCCGGUGUGUGCCAGGCUCUGUCCUGGACACUGGGGUACAGUGGUGAACAGUCUGACAAGGACCUGCCCCUGAUGGAGGUGCCCUCCUGGGGAGAGAGAGACAAUAAACAUAAAUAAAUGCACAUGGAAAUUCA
This is a messenger RNA of Lemur catta (Ring-tailed lemur), 2268 nucleotides long. RefSeq names its product plasmanylethanolamine desaturase 1 (gene PEDS1). The record is from RefSeq and is a predicted model, not a curated record. Gene Ontology annotation, biological process: ether lipid biosynthetic process. Gene Ontology annotation, cellular component: endoplasmic reticulum membrane. The transcript has 6 exons. Gene Ontology annotation, molecular function: plasmanylethanolamine desaturase activity. Bases 97 to 912 code for a protein of 271 amino acids. NCBI's taxonomy places the organism in Eukaryota, Metazoa, Chordata, Mammalia, Primates, Lemuridae.